AUGCGGGGAGGAUCUUUCGGAUCCGGAGAGGCUGCGUUGGGCAGGCAAGCCUCUUGUCGUGCGAAGCUGCCAACAAAUUCGCCCGAUAUUAUCGUCAAGCACACUAUCAACGUUAACGACCCGGCCUGUAUACUUGUCCAACAUAAAGAUGAUCGUCGCCGCCAAUUUAACAGUCUCGUGCGUCGAUACAAGCACCAGAUUCUCUACGGAUGCGAAAACCCUGAAUGCAGGACACCCACUUGUUUGAGCUUUCAGAGACGAGCGACGGAUGGGCCGUUUCGACAGUAUACCGAUCUAAGUGCACGCACAUUGGCUUGCUACUUGGCAAGUCAGGAUAACGCGGAAAAGGGAUUAUGUCGCAACCCGCCCAAACAGUCGAGUGAAUUUACGCCAACGAACACACCCCAGAUUUACAAGAAUUCCAAGAAUGGCAAUAUCGAAACAGGGCAAGUCUCGGGCUAUUCUGGCCGUGACACUCACCCUGAGUCACAACAACCUCUGGUUUCCACGAGCGGUUCUUCUAGAGCGCGGAGUGACCUCACCGAGACAUAUGACCAGGACUCGGUGUUUUCUACGUCUUCAAAGACAAAAGAUCCCAAAUCUUUCACACAAAAUCUGUUCGAUACUUUGUCUCUGCGAAUGGUUGAAUGGCUGCCAUUGCGCCAAACGACUACGGAAACACACCACUGCGCGAGUCCAACGAUACACGGAAGACGAAAAACCCAGUCAUAUACAGUAGGAAGUGAAGGAAAUGAUAAAUCUGGCUUGGACGACCAAAAUGUUAGACAACGAGUACAUACACAUUCCGUCAGCAAUACAACGACAAACGAAGUACAUACACCCGCAAACCGCCAAAGACGAGUUCAACAUCCUGCAUUAGAGUUACGAGUAUCUGGUCAACCUUUAAAGCGCGUGUCUCUUGAGCAAACAGAGCCGUGGCUGUCGACACCACGGCCUGGACCAGAGGGUAAACCGAAAACUGGUCGAAUUUCAACCUCAAAGUCCACGCCGUCAAAAAAUAUAUCCCAACAAAAGUUUAUCCCUCCGCCCGCUCUGAAACAUCAUUCACGGAAGAAAGAUCACCAAGCUCCUGAUGCCCACAAAAAAACAGCAAACCUACGGAGAGUUUCUUGGGAUGGAACAAAAUACUCGAAGGAGUCACCUCAUGCUCUGCAGAAAAACAAUGAAAUGGUCAAGCCACAAAGUGUUUUGGACGAUGUAUCUCCUCAAGCUACUCCAGUUCACGAUUUACAGAAUGAAAACUACAAAUCGGACGUGACAUCUACAGUCCAAACUGUCAGCCAUCUAUCUGUUGACAUAGUUGAUGGUUUAUACCAACUUCUAGCUGGAAACGAAGAGGACGCCCGAAGAUGGAAAGAAGAAGUUGACAACAUGAACACUCAAGGAAGAUCUGAAAAUUACAAAUGGCGAUACUCUUCACGUCGUCAACGCGAAGUCUAUCCUUUUGUCGCCCAGUCUGUAUUUUAUGGACUGAGCAACAAUCAACAGUUACUGCAGUCAUUUCGACGGAUCUCUUCCUUGUCACAAGGAGAGGAAGCAUCUAAAGAAAGUCGCACCAUUGACCUCCACGCCUUAGAAUCCACGCUCCGAAAACUUCAUGAGAUAUGCCCAGGUGACUUGAUCCUCAAUAGUUUAUGGAAUUCUUUGGAGCGGUUGUUUGUGCCACCCGAAAACCUCCCUAUCCAGCUCCGCAGCAACCGACGAGUUUCCCAAUACCUAACAGGAAAUCGAUCACCCGUAACACCUCGACCACCCCUAUCGACUUUGGAAGAACCAUUGUCUGAUAUGGAUGCGGCUCAUACGCUCACUGUUGUCUUCUUCGUGUUGAUAACCUUUCUUCCCAAGGUCGACCCGCAAACCUGGCGCGGCAUUCAGCAAGUGCGUGAAGCAGGGACAGUUUUGCCUAGCGCCGAAAUGCAGAAACUACCUCUUCAUAGGUCGAAUAUGCUUGUGGACGUUACAGAUAGACUAGAGAAUGACAUGGCGCUUCGACUUGUUCAGCGCCUAGUUCGUGCUCUCACAGCUCGGUUAGCAUUCACCAAUAUAUCGAAGACCAGAUCCAGCCCCGUGGCAGACGUCAAACUACAGCGAACUCCCAGCGUUCUAGAUCUGUUAUUUGACAAUCUUUGCGAACAUCACAAGUCCUCGCAGGAAAUUGUGGAACAGAAUAAGCCGUCUUCAGCUAUGCAGAGUCCUGUUAGAGCAGCCGUGGUCGUCGAAUGGCUCCGUACAUUGUUUCUCAAAGAAUGGGACGGCAAACCCGAAAUAACGAGAUCUGGGGCUGCAGGAGGAGCCGUUCAAAUCCUCUCAUCCAUGUAUAGGGACAGAACCCGACUUGGACUGGGACCAGAAGAUUUCCACACUGCCUUUUUGUCAGAAAGACUAGAUGCGAUGGAAAUGCCAGUGGAAUGGCUUGGUCGGGUUUCCAGCGGUAACCGAAAAAUGCAUCUCCUCUCAUUCACGUUUCUCUUUCCACCAUCUGCGCUUGUGAAAUACUUCCGGGCUAUCAACUACACGGCCAUGUCCAAGGCGUACGAGGCAGGAAUGAUUUCUCAACGACAGGCAAGCCAGACAGCCUUUAACCGCACCAUACAGAUUGCAGAUGAAAUCAGCCUGUUGGCCCGGCUACACACCUCGAUGACGCAAUACUUUGUUGUUUCAGUCCGACGAAACCAUGUAUUGGUUGAUGCGUUCAAUCAAAUAUGGCGUCGUGAAAGACGGGAGCUAAUGCGUCCGCUCAAAGUCAAGAUGGGCAUGGAUUUGGGAGAAGAGGGAGUCGAUUUGGGUGGCGUACAGCAAGAAUUCAUGACGUUGGUCUUUUCAGAGGCGCUUGAUAUUGUUCAUGGAAUGUUUACUGUGGAUCCUAGCACUCACAUGGCGUGGUUUCAGCCAUGUUCCUUUGAGCGAUUAGAACACUUUGAACUGGUCGGCAUCCUGAUGUCAUUGGCCAUUUACAAUGGUCUUACGCUACCUGUUACGUUUCCCGCGGCCUUUUAUCGCAAACUUCUGGGCCUCAAAAUCAAGCGCAUCGACCACAUCCGUGAUGGCUGGCCGGACCUAGCAAAGGGACUAGAUAGUCUACUGACAUGGACUGAUGGGGACGUUGGGGAUAUCUUUAUGAGAAGCUAUGAGUUUAGUUUUGAGGCUUUUGGCACAGUCAAGGCAGUAGAUAUGGGUCGUGUUGGCCGAGACGCAGACUGGCCAAGUCCCUCGGUGCUAAAUCGGGAGCGAACACGAAGCAAUACUUCUGAGUCUAUUGUUUCUGAGAAAGGCUCUGAUAUUCAAAAUCGCUCUUCUGACAAAGAUGAUUCUCAACCAUUGCAACCCAACGUGGACACGGUUGAUGGUGAUAUUUCGUCCACUGACCAAGCCCUGGAAGAGCCCGAGCUCGUAACUAAUGAGAAUCGGGACCAGUACGUCAAAGACUACCUGUUCUGGCUAACCGACAAAUCGAUACGACCUCAAUACGAAGCAUUUGCACGGGGUUUCUUUACUUGCCUGGAUCGCUCGUCGUUGUCGAUAUUUACUCCGGAAUCCCUGAGAACACUUGUCGAGGGUAUCCAGGAGAUUGAUAUGGAUGAGCUCCAACGCUGCGCCACCUACGACGGAGGCUGGGACGCAAGCCAUUCACUGAUUGCAGCUUUUUGGGAUAUCGUCAAGCUGUACUCGCGGGAACAGAAAGCCCGGCUUCUGGAAUUUGUGACGGCGAGCGAUCGCAUACCGGUUAAUGGCAUCUCGAGCAUCAACUUUGUUAUCCAGAGGAACGGGUCGGGAGACGAUCGCCUUCCAACGAGUUAUACCUGCUACGGCCGGCUGCUGUUACCGGAAUAUACGAGCUCUCAGGCAUUGGCGAAGAACCUCGACAUGGCGUUGAAGAAUUCUCGUGGGUUUGGUAACUUUUAA
Messenger RNA from Talaromyces rugulosus, 3924 nucleotides. RefSeq lists its product as uncharacterized. Bases 1 to 3924 code for a protein of 1307 amino acids. Lineage: Eukaryota; Fungi; Ascomycota; Eurotiomycetes; Eurotiales; Trichocomaceae. Gene Ontology annotation, biological process: protein polyubiquitination. The transcript has 3 exons. The record is from RefSeq and is a predicted model, not a curated record. Gene Ontology annotation, molecular function: ubiquitin protein ligase activity.